AUGCCCCGGAGCCCCACCUCCAGUGAGGAUGAGAUGGCUCAGAGCUUUUCCGACUACUCCGACGACUGUGCCUCCGACAGCUCCCGUGAAGAGACCAUUUACGAGACUAUAAAGGCAACCGCCGAGCCCUUGCAGAGCCGCAUGGACGACAUUCACAUAAACUCGCUGGUCAUCCGCAUCCUCAUCCCCGACCUGCAGCAGACAAAGUGCAUGCGGUUCAACCCCAAUGCAACGGUCUGGGUUGCCAAGCAGAGGAUCCUGUGUACGUUAAACCAGAGUCUGAAGGACGUCCUCAACUAUGGACUUUUCCAGCCAGCCAGUAACGGGAGGGACGGCAAGUUCCUGGAUGAGGAACGCAAUCUCAGAGAGUACCCCCAGCCAGUCAGCAGGGGCGUCCCAUGUCUGGAGUUCCGCUAUAAGAGCAGAGUGUACCGACAACCCAAUGUGGAUGAAAAACAAAUCGCCAAACUUCAUACAAAGGCCAAUCUGAGGAAAUUCAUGGACCUCAUCCAGCACAAUCAGGUGGACAAAGUGUCAAAGUUCUUGGAGAGAGGCUUUGAUCCAAACUACCAGGACAGUGACACUGGAGAGAGCCCGCUGACGUUUGCAGCUCACUUGGAUAACGUGGUGGAUAUCAUCAAAGUCCUGAGGAACGGAGGAGCUCACCUGGACUUCAGAGCCAAAGACGGCAUGACGGCCCUGCACAAAGCUGCACGCUCCAAGAACCUGGUCACCCUGACGACCCUGCUGGAGUUGGGGGCUUCUCCAGACUACAAGGACAGUCGUGGUCUGACCCCUCUGUAUCACUGCGCUGUGGUCGGGGGAGACCCUGGCUGCUGCGAGCUCCUGCUCAACCACCACGCCUUCGUCUGCUGCCAGGAUGAGAACGGCUGGCAUGAGAUUCACCAGGCCUGCCGUCAUGGCCAUGUGCAGCACCUGGAACAUCUGCUGUUCUACGGAGCAGACAUGAGCGCCCAGAACGCCUCGGGAAACACUGCGCUCCACAUCUGUGCCCUCUAUAACCAGGAUAACUGUGCCAGAGUGCUUCUUGUCCGUGGAGCCGACAAAGAAGUGAAGAACUACAACAGCCAGAGUCCAUUCCAGGUGGCCAUUAUUGCCGGGAACUUUGAGCUUGCUGAACUCAUCAAGAACCACAAAGAGUCUGAUAUAGUGCCUUUCCGUGAGGCUCCAGCCUACUCCAAGCGCCGCCGGGGUCCGUCUUCUGGCAGCGGAAACGACCAGUCCCCCUCCUCGCUCUCGGCGCCGCGGGUCCUCCUGCGCUCCAACAGCGACAACAACCUAACAGGUCACGCGCAGCCUGGCUCGGCAGCAUUACACCGCAGCCUGUCACCCCAGCUGCUCCAGCAGAUGCCCAGCGGCAGCCCCAAUGGCAAUGUGGUGGUACGGACCAUGGGGAGGGGGGCGAGGAGCCGGUCUCCCUCCCUCAGCCGGCUGGGGGAGGAGGCCAGACGAGCAGUACCUUCACAACGACAGCCCAGCCCGAGCAGUCACGACAAAGCAGUGGGCCCCAGGAGGAAGCUGUACAGUGCUGUUCCUGGCAGACAUUUUGUGGUGGUUCGAUCGUACACCGCUCAGGCCGAGGGAGAAAUCAACCUGUACAAGGGCGACAGGGUUAAAGUUCUGAGCAUCGGGGAGGGGGGUUUCUGGGAGGGCAGCGCCCGCGGCCAGGUGGGCUGGUUCCCAGCCGACUGUGUGGAGGAGAUCCCGGCCAAGGCCACUGAGGAGAGGAGCUAUUCCCGAGCAGACCGCGCUGACAGACGGAAGCUCUUCAGACAUUACACUGUGGGCUCCUACGACAGCUUCGAUGCCUCCAGUGACUGCGUGGUGGACGAGAAGACCGUGGUGCUCCAGAAGAAGGAGAAUGAGGGCUUUGGAUUCGUCCUGCGGGGGGCAAAAGCGGAUACACCCAUUGAGGAAUUUACUCCUACGCCCGCCUUUCCCGCGCUGCAGUACCUGGAGUCGGUGGACGAGGGAGGGGUGGCAUGGCAGGCGGGACUCAGGACGGGGGACUUCCUCAUCGAGGUGAACCAGGAGAAUGUGGUGAAGGUGGGACACAGACAGGUGGUCAACAUGAUCCGCCAGGGGGGCAACCGGCUCCUGAUCAAGGUGGUGACGGUGAGCCGGAAUCUGGACCCUGAGGAUACAGCACGCAAAAAAGCUCCCCCUCCACCAAAGAGAGCCCCCACCACGGCCCUGUCCAUGCGCUCCAAGUCCAUGACUUCUGAACUGGAGGAACUCGUGGAUAAAGCCACUCUAAGGAAAAAGAAAGGUGAUGCGCAGAAGAAGAGGAUUGUUUUCCAAGUCACUCUAAAUAAAGUUGAAGAGAUGACGCACGCCCAGAAGGCCACGCCUGUUGAUAUGAAGAUCGCUACAAUCAAACCACGUCCAUCCAGUCGCUGUUUAGUGACGCCAACGGACUUGAAUUCCAUGUAUCACGACCGCCAGGGAGUUGCAGUGGUGCCACCCACCGUGCCCGGGGCCUUCCUGGGGAUACCUGAGAAGGGCACGAUGAAGAAGCAGAAGUCUAUAGGUACUGAGGAUGACAAGCAGGGAUACCUUACUCCACCCCUACUCAAGUUCUCCCGCAGCCUCUCAAUGCCCGACACCUCGGAGGACAUUCCUCCUCCCCCAGCCAUUUCACCUCCUUCACCACCAGGCUACAACUCUGGCCCUGCAUCCAAGAAUUACGGCACCACACGACCAAGCUUCACCCAGAACUCCCCCAAUGCAGUCACGACCAUUAGCAGGGACGUUGGUACAUUAAGACGUGGAUAUUACCGGCAGAGCUCGGAGCAGUUUGAGAGCACACGAAUCAGAGGGCGCACGCCUGUGCCAGAGAACCCUUACUCUGAAGUAGGCAAUAAGACUUUGUAUGUUCCAGCAAAACCAGCUCGAAGAAAGGGCAUGUUGGUGAAGCAGUCCAAUGUUGAGGACAGUCCUGAAAAACACAUGCCAGCAAGCCCAUCAGGCCCAGUUUCCAUGCCCACGACACCUGUAGAACGAACAUGCUCCUCCAUCCCAAUCCCCACCAUCAUCGUUAAGGAGCCCUCCACCAGCAGCAGUGGCAAGAGCAGCCAGGGUAGCAGUAUGGAGAUCGAGCCCACUACCCCAGAACACCCACCUCUCACGCCUCAUGUUGGUGGAAGUGGAGGUUUGCGCCCUGAAGACCCACUAUCUUUAAACAAUCCCUUUGCGGCAGCUAUUGCCGGAGCAGUCCGGGACCGCGAAAAGAGGUUAGAGGCAAAAAAGCACUCCAUAGCCUUCCAGUCGAUAGACAUGGGGGAUGAUGACACCAGUAGUCCCACACCCACCCCUCGCCUUCGCCAGUCAAAGUCCAUCGAUGAAGGCAUGUUCAGUAGCGAUGAGCGCCUUAAAAGAAUAUUGGCUCCCCCUCCUGCAUCACAGCUAGGUCGACCUGUUGGGGGUGGAAGUGGGAACAUGACUGAUUUCAACACUCCUGAGCCAACAGUGGUACGAGAGCCUCUAAACACCAGAACAGGCCAGUGUCAAAACCUGGACAGUCCUGUGAGUCUCCCAUCAACCCCUCCUAAGAGCCACUACAGGGCCAAUGGGACCUACCUCCAUCCUGUCACCGGCAAGCCCUUGGACCCUAAUUCUCCACUGGCUUUGGCCCUGGCAGCUCGUGACCGUGCCAUGAAGGAGCAACAGAAUCAUCCUCAGAAUCAGACACAAAAUCCUCCUCAGGUUCAGCAAACAUCCAAGCAUGAAGCUCAGUCUCUCCCCAUCCAGUCAAGUCAUAAACCAGACCUCAACCAACCAUUGUUCAUUGACACCAAACUACGCUCUGGGAUUGAGACGAGUUAUGCUGCAAUCUCAUCCGCAACUAUGGGGCGACCUGGCCGAGGCGGCCUGCAGAGGCAGAUGACCGAACAGAAGUAUGAAUCGGAUGGGGCACGGGAGGAGCGGCAGCAUCAGGCGGUUGAAGAAAGGAAAAGUGCGCCAGCUGAUGUGGCAGACACAUCGCAGCCCAAGUCUGCAGGGCUGUUGAUGGUCCACACCAGCACUGAUGCAAAUAACAAGGUGAACAACCAGGAAGUGGAGGGCCAGGACAGCAACAGGCCAUCUGAGCUAAAGGACCCCAACCAACCUGAUCCUCUGAAAGCAACACUGUCCAAUCCGCAGCCUCCCACAUCCCGGAGGAGGAGCAUUCCUAUGGGUGGUGAGUCGCUGGAUGAACCAGUGAAGCUGCCUUUCAGGAUCCCCCCUCCUCCUCUUGCUUCAGUCGACGUUGAUGAGGAGUUUGAAUUCUCAGAGCCCCUUCCGCCACCAUUGGAGUUUGCCAACAGUAUUGACAUACCUGAUGACCAGGCUAGUGCCAUUGCAGAAAUGCUUCAGCAACAGAGACGGAACGGGGGACCUCCUCUCCCCCCAUACCACGCUCAUGCCCCUCCUCCUGUAACUGAUCAACACAAACGGGUGGCAAACAACAUGCCCCCAUCAUACCCUCCUCCUCCACCAGAUGCAGAAUCAGGGGUAGGUGACUCGGGAAUCGAGGAGGUGGACAGCCGCAGUAGCGGAGAUCCUCAGCACAUGGAGACCACCAGCACCGUUUCCAGCCUCUCCACACUGUCAUCAGAGGGCGGCUUCUGUGACAGCGCUCUGGAGAGCCUCUAUGCUACCGCAGACGGCCACGCCUUCCUGGUAGAUCGGCCCCCUGUACCACCCAAACCCAAGGGCAAGUCGGUCAUUAACAGAACAUCCCUCUACCAUGACGCUCUAAUCGAGGAGCCUCCGGAGUCCUACGGGACCCCACCACAGGCUCCUCCUGCUACCCCUUCAUCCUCUGAACCUCCUAGGACUCCUACUCAAAGGACAUCCAAGCUGUGGGGCGAUCAGGCCCCAGAGCUGCGAAGUCCACCAUCCACACCGGACUCCAAAAACACCGUCAUUACUGAGCUGAGCUCCAUCCUGCAGCAAAUGAAUCGCGACCGACCGGCCAAGCCAGGAGAAAGCCUCGACUCCCCCACAGGGACCAGGGGGGGCUUCGGAACAAGACCUCCAACAGAAGACUCAGGAAUGCGAAACAACGUGGCUGCUGCUCUAACCUCCACCCCUCCCAGCAGCCUCCCAUCACAGACGCACCCCCUUAGUCCGCCAGACUCCGCCUCCUCCCUCACCCCCUGCUCCUCACUGCCACCCUCCGUGUCCCCCACCCUCACCGACGUCUUCGGCCUGCCCACCCCACCCAUGGGCAGCGGCGGCGGCUACAGCCUGAGCUCCUCGUGUGGAGGCAGCGGGAGCUCUCGCUCCCCUUCACCGCUCACUCUGAUGCAGGCAGUGGCAGCCUCGGGGAAGCCCUUUGCCUCCAAACCCAUGGAGCUGUGGAGCAAACACGACGUGGCUGACUGGCUGGAGAGCCUGAACCUGGGGGAGCACAGGGACGCCUUCCUGGACAAUGAGAUCGAGGGCGCACACCUGCCAUCGCUGCAGAAAGAGGAUCUGAUCGACCUGGGCGUGACGAGGGUGGGCCACCGCAUGAACAUCGAGAGGGCCCUGAAGCUGCUGCAGGACAGAUAAGCCCAGAGGAGAUGGGUGGAGACGUUUGGAGUCAGGGCCGAGGAGAGGGAGGUGUUAAUGCUCACUUUUACUCUUCAUCAGACAUAUUCUCAAGUCGUGGAUCUGGGUAGAAGUUUUGUCCAAGCUGAUGCUGCCUCUUGCUGUUUUUGUCCUCUCUCAUCCUCCGUCGCCCUCAUUCAGUGCUCCGGUCUUGUCCGCCCUCUUCCUCCUCCCCCCCGCCCUGAGCACCAGGGGAUCAUGGGAUGUCGGACGGGACUGUCGGGAGAGAAAGAAGAGAAUAGCUGCUAUGUCACAUCAAGGAGAGCAAAAGCAGAGGAGGCCAGUGCAAAGGACUGAAACAAAAACUGGAAUAGUUUGAACUCAAACACUGGAAGAAACACUCGUCUGGAAGUUUCUUUCUCAUAGACUCGUGCUCACCCAACUGCUUUGGAAUACUAAAGACUUUUUCCAUGCACCCCGGUGUGGGUGCAUGAAAACCAGCUGAGCUGGUUGUUGCUCCUUUUCUAUCUUUGCUAGAGUUUGUUCAGAGAAUAAUAUUUCUUCACUAGAGUCCUACCGGAGUUAUAUUUCUGGGUGCAUCUAAGGUUGUAGAGAAAAAUUUGCGAUAGACUCCAUUUUUCUUGCUUUUCACCUGUUUGUGUCAAAAUAAGAACAUUAGAUGACAUGUUUAAAGAAAUAUUUAACAAUAUCUCAUGACCACACAGACACCUUAUGCACAGAGAAUUAAGGAGAACACACACUGUUCUGCACUCACAUACACACCCUAAGCACGUAUACACACACCGAUACUUCGAUGGCCUUCUUCUCCAGAGAGAGAGCAAAGCAUGGAGAGAGGUGGUCACCAGAGGAGGAGCUACGCUGUAGCAGACCACACCCACCCAGUGUCCACCUCAUCACACAAGGAAAAGUGAGGCAAGGGCACGAGGUACGAGACGGACAGACAAACGUUGGACCAGUAAAAUUGUCACAUUGAAAUGGUUUAACCAGCUUUUCUGUCUGUAAAGGGCACACUCGUCCCUCUUGGCUUUUCCUUCUACUUCAGUGUGUGUGUUUGUGAGUGUGUAUUUGCGUGUGAGAGUGUGUCUGUCAAGGGUUGACCCAAAUUAUUAAGGCCAGUUUAGCUCUUUCCAUGGAUCUGAUAUAUAGGCCACAGUAUAGGGAAAGUAGAGCUGUUCUUUACUUUUGUACUUUACUUUUCUCAUUCUGUCAAACCUCCCAUCACUUCACCGUUAGCAGGUCGACACUUGGUGUUAAUAUGGCCCCACACUAAUGCUAAUGUAUCAAACACCCUAUGUGUACGUGGUAGAAGUUGAUGUUUUUUUUAAAGAGAGAGUUGCAUGGUAUGUUAAAAGAAAACUUUGACAUUUUGGGGAAACAGCUUAUUGAAUAUGUCAGGUGGGAGUUAGAUGAGAAGAUUGAUGCGCUCAUGUUUGAGCUGAGGAUGGCUUGCUCUGUAUAAAAAAUGAACGCAGGAAGCCUGUCAUUGUGCAGAGUUUAAGCUAAAUAUAUGACAACCCCCCUGAGGAGCUCACUGAGACUGCAGAAUCUGUACAAGAGGGGCAAGAUAUUGGAAGUUAGUCGCUAUUGCCAUUUCCUUUCCUGUUCUAUGAAAUAACCUCCAGUAACAUCUUUAUUUCAGCCCAGAACAAGAAGGAAAUAGUCAAUGUGGAAACCAAGGGGUUUACAAAAUUUAAUCCAAUCCCAAAACCAAUUGGACAUCCCCAGGCAACAGUUAAGCCUUUAUUGAUCUCUAUAAAAAAGUAUGUGCAUUUAAUUUCAGGUAACAGUCCUGUUGUGGAUGUUUAAUUCUUUCUCCUUUCUUGUCUCUUGCUAGACUGUAAAUAAUGGAAAUGGGAGUCUUUCAGUGCAGACAAAUGUAACUUUUCUGACCCCCUUAUUUUGCCUUGUUUGUAGAGGAAUGGUAAACAAGAGUAAUUAAGGAAUGUGUCUGCACUUUUCCUCUAAAUAUCCUUUGGUGUUUCUCUAAAAAUUGCUAUGGCCUAAGCCAGGGGUGUCCAAACUUUUUCCACAGCGGGCCACAUACAGAAGGACAGUAGGGCCGCUUUUUUAUUUCUCACCAUGAGGAUUUUAAAGUUUGUAAGAUUAAUCCAAUUUAAGUUAAUAAAUGCUUAAUGACUGAGUAUGCCUUAAUGGCUAGUUGAUGGCUGACAGGGCAAAUAGACAGUCAUUUUUAGGAUUUUGGGGAGCCAGAUUUCAGGGGGCCUGUUGAGCCUUGGCUACCACUGGCUCUGCCCUGAAAAAUUAUUGGUGAGGCUAUUUGUUGUGAUAAUCCAUCAGGGCAUUAUUAAUCAAGAUAUCUUCUUGUCAAAAUGUUUGUUUACGGAUUUAACAUGGUGAAACCAGGAAGUACAAUACAGUUAAGCACAUUCUUCAUGUUUUAAUGUGGGCCAUAUUUCAUUUUAGCGCUACAGUUUUCUGCAGGCCAAUCAAAAAUGGCCCUGGGGCCCCAUUUGGCCCCGGGCCAUAGUUUGGACACCCCUGGCCUAAGCCAUCAACAUUGGCCACCACCCCUGGAGGUGAGUUACAGCCAUUUUGCAUAAAAUGACAACAUAGUGUGACCCAAGAAGAACUUUAACAUCAACACAACAAUCUCUGUGAACAAGGCCUACAGCGUCACGUCUGAUUGGUUGUCAGAGUCCACCGGUGAGUUUGGGUUGGUCCACAGCUUCAGUCGGAUUAAAAACCUCCACACCAAUGGACUGAUUUCUGCAGUGUUGUCCAGGGUCAUUUGAUCCCGGGGUCCUAUGUUCCCAGGGGUUUGGAUACAAGACUUCUAAAUUCCCAUAAGCCUGUUUUCCACGUGUCCUUGUUUCCCAGGGUCCUAUGGUUCUUGGGUCUUCAGUGUCCUGUAGUCCCAGGGUCCUAGGUUCCAGAGUUUCCAGGGUCCCUCUUCAGUAAGGCCCCAUGUUCUCAGAGCAAUGUGUUUCCAGAGUUCCAAGGCUCCAAGCUCAGAUGGUCCUAAUGGUCCUAUAAUCUUAAAGUCCUCAGUGUAAUUUGAUCCCAGGGUCCUAAGGGUUUCUGUGCUCCUAUAAAUCUGUGUUUCAGGGUCCAAUAUUACCAGAAUUUCCAUGUACCCACUUUCUUAAAGCCCUAAGUUCAGAGGGUCCUAAAGGUUAUAAUCCCCGGGUCUGAUGUUUCCCAAGAUUUUUGUGAACGGCCUCUCUAUGGAUGGUUCUGUUCUCAAUGAAUCCAUGCUCCCAUUGAUCUCAGGGUUCUUUGAUCCCUGCGUCCAGUAAUCCCAAGGUCCUGUUUCCAAGGGAUCUAUAUUCUUAGGGUUCACAGGAUCCUUAUGGUCCAGCCUUCCCAGGAUCCAGAGUUUGAUGUUCCCAGAGUUUUAUGUCCCCAGGGUCCUUGGUUACCAUGGUCUAAUGCUCUUUGGGUCCCCAAGGUCCUAGAUUCUUCUUGAAUGCCCCCUUUUCCACAAGUCUCAUAUCUUCAGAGUUUCCAGGGUCCUAUUUCUUAAGGUUCUAUGUUCUCAGGGUCCUACUUUCCUGAGGUUCUUUAUUUCCACGGUCUUCAGGGUCACUUUAUAUCAGGGUCCUCAGUGUUCUAGAUUGCCCAGGCCCUCACUGUCACUUGAUCCCAGGGUCCUAUGUUCCCCAAAGAUCUUAUUAACCAGUGGCUCUAUGGUCCAGGACUUCUGUGCUUUAUGGGAUCACAAUCUAUCCAUAAACCCAUCCCCUAAGGUCUAUGGAAUGGUAAGUUCCCAAGGUCCUCAGAGUUCUGUGUCCCAAGGGUCCAGUCUUUCAGGGGUUUACAAGUUCUGAAUCAUAAAGUCAUCUAAUUCCAGGGUCCUCAGGGUUGUGUCAUUUAAUCCCAGUUAUCAUGUUCCCACUGACCCUUGGUUCCUUCGAUUUCAGCAUAAUACCAAUUUUUUUAUGUCCUAAGGAAUUUUUGUUGUUAGAUCCCUCAGGGUUCAGUGAUCUCAGGGGUCCAAUGGUAACAGGAUCCUAUGAUUUAAGAUUCCUUGUUUUCAGGGUCCUCCUGGAACAUAGGACCCUACCAUUCCACAAUCAGAGGAUCCUGUGUCCCCUUAGUCUUUUGGAUAAUAUGAUCCAAGAGUCCAUUGAUCAUGGGGUCCAAUGAUCUUAGGAUCCUUAGGGUCCAGUGACCCAGACUUAUUUGGCUUGAUAUAGUGGUCAGUAUUACCAAGGUCAUUUGGGUAUUAUGAUCCUUGUGUCCUUUGUUUCUAAUGGUCUUAUGAUCAGAUUUAGAAUUUUCUCCAUCGAUUAAUCUAGAAUAGAAUAAGGAAAGUAAAAAUAAAAGAUCACGGGGCAAUAAUCGAUCAGACCUGCUGGGAAACAAUGACACUUGGUGAAACAAGUGUGCUGGAAACAACUUCCGGAACCGUUGUCUCAUUGAAGUGGGCCAAAAUUACUGUCUGCUGUAUGUCAAGUCUUCAUGCCUGGCUUUGGCUCACUGCUCACAUGAAAGUGUCAUCAAUCUCCUCAUCAAACCCUCUCUUGCCUAGCUUUCACAAACUGUCAAAACAAACAAGGCUGUUACUCAGUAGCAUUUUAAAAAUUUUGAUCCUGAGUUAAAUUAUAUUUCAGCCCUUUUAUGAAAUAUAACUCACAGGUUCAUAUUUAAAGAUCUAAAAACCAAGUUUUCACAGAAUUUAGAAUUUCUAUUUAUCUAAAUGACUACGUGAACAUUUUGUACAUUAUUCUUUCUUAUAAACAAAUGUGAGGAGAUUAGAUGUGUUGCCACCAAGCUAACUGGAGAUCAGAUACAAUCAGCUCCAUGAUAAGACAAAAAGAAACAGAUCUGCAAUUUUGACUCGAGUGUUUGAGGAAAUGGUUUAUCAUUAGCCCUGAAUCAGAACUUCUCAGAGAAGGGGAGAGAUGCUAAACACUGUUGUAGAUUGACUCUGGCAGCCGUUACAGAAUCACUGUUGAAGAUAAACAAGAUUUUUUUCUUAUUUAUAUACUUUUGUAGAGCGUCUCCAGCCAGAUGACGUGAAAUCUCACUGAACUGUUGGCUUUUUGAGCAGAUGGAGAAUCCGUGGCUUCUGGGUUUUAUGUCGAAUUACGUGAGUCACGCAAGUCGUCAUGCCUCCUCCCACCCUCUAACCACUGUGUAUAAAAAAAAUCAGCAGAGAAUAAGUUGACAAAGCCGACAGAUGUUCAUCAGCUUGAGCUCUGUGUGAGAUUACAAAGGGUUAGAAAUCAUUUCUGAUCUGUUGCAGAUGUAUCCAAACUGGACUCAGAGUUUCUUCAAGUCUCUUAUUUCUCCAUUACUGCAGCUCCUGCAGGACAGACCGCAUUUAAACUUUAUUCUAAGGGUCCAAUUUUAAACAGAAUCAGCAUUUAUUAAGCUGGAAAUGUGUAUGUGUUUGCUAGCAAUGAUUACGGGCUGGUCAGAAGUAGAAGUACAGUUUGUGUUGAAAUGUGUGUAUAUAAGAGUGUUUAACAGGAUUAAAAUGUCUAUUUGAUUAAAUGUAUAGCUCUAUUAAGAGGUUUAGAGUUAAAAUUCUAUGAUGGAGGAUCUUUAGUUGCCAGAGCUGACCUGAGGACCAAAGCAGUGGAUUCCCUCACUCCCCCUUCAUCAUCCUGCAGAGGAUGCCUUAAAUAGCUCACAGUCCAAUCCCCCCUCCUCCUCCUCUUCCUGCACCACUGUCGCUCGUACAGCUCGUGUCGUAUUUUAAAGUAGAUUCUUUCAGGGCACACCUCACGUGUGGUUGAUAUGUGCUCGACAGUAACCCUACGUCUGGAGAGAUUUUAAACACCUUUAUUUGGUUUCAUAUCUUCAUGUUGAGGUGCAGCUUUCCAGGAGACAAAUGAAACAUACACAAGCUCUGUGUUCUGUGAACAUUCAGCCGUAUGGAGGCCUGCGCGGGACAAUGCUGCUAUAAUCCUGUUCCAUAUUUUAAAACAAACAGCGACAUGUCGGACGUGGGAUAGAAAAGCACAGUAUUUUUAAAGAUUUGUAUAGAGUUCUAUGAAAUUUUAUAGAGGUUAUCUGAACAACACACUGAUGCGUGGAUUGCCAAAAAAACAGAAAUACUAUAUACAUAAAAAUGUGAUUAUUAUUAGACUUCUGGGUUAUGUAAGAAGCAAUAUUUAUUCUGAAUGAAUCUCCUUGGUUGUAUUUUAUUUUCCCAUUUUAAAGCUACAUAUCAUGAUGCGUUCACUCGUCAGUGUUUUAAUGAAGUGUUGCCUAAAGUAGAUACUACUGCAGUUUAAGAUAUUUUGGCCAAUCAAGUGAAACCCAGGUAUAUGGUUGGCAGCAAGGGCGAAUACGCUGCAGCAGCAAUGUAUCAGUAUCAUAAGGAGAGAUGGGCUGCAACUUUAGGAUUAAAGCACAUUUAACAAUGCAAAAGUCCAAAAAUAUACAACACAAUGAGCUGCAAACCAACACAGAAAGCUGAUAAUGUUAAAAACACAGCUGAGGCUAUAAACCAGCUAUCAUAGUGGAGCUGCUUCAGGCCUGCAGGGGGCACUAACUGAAACUAGAUUAGUGAAAUUCUGAAUAACUGUUUAUGAAGUGAAUAAUUAUGCUGCUCUUUUGUUUCUUGAUAUGUAAACACUUAAAUCUACCUAACAGUCACAGCUGCCAGAGUUUUCAGAGACAGUUCAUUGUACCGUAAGCUGUAAACAGCAGCAGUAACUUGAACAAAUCUAACUAUUAUUAUUAUUACUGAGCACGAGGGCCAUAUGAAAGGAAAACAACCUGAGCUUUUGACUAUAGAGUUAUAAUAUUACAAGAAUAAAUUGAUGAAUGUUUGAAAUUGCAUCUGUAUGAGCAGAAGUCAUAAUAUUAAGAGAUUAAAGUUGUACAUUUACAAGGUAAAUUUUCCAAAUUAUUUUAUUAAGAUUGGAAAUAUAUGAGAACAAAGUUGAAUGAAGAGGGACUCACAUUAUUAUGAGUAUACAUGCACAAGAUUGUCAGCAUGAUACUGGUAUCAGCAGUUAUGAGCUCCUAAAGUUAUUAUUUCAAGUAGAUAUGAAAAUUCUGCCUAUAUUUAAAACCAAUAUAUCUGCUGUAAAUAACAAUCGUAAGAACACGUUUGUUGAGUUUAAAGCUGGAUCAACAAAUGACAUCAGCUGAAGUCUCUACUCUUUGUUCAUCCUCACUGCUUAAACUUCAAAUUGUGUUUUAAGGACAGAAGUUUCAGGCCUAAACUACAUUCAUAUUGGUAUGGACAUUAGUAGGGCUAAAAUGAAUUUGGAACUAUCUGCAUAGUGGCUAUCUGGUAUCAAUACUGGAUAAAAUCCAAUAUUAUACAUUCUUUAUUAUGAGAUUGAACUUGUGAAUUUACAGGGACAGUUAUAAAUUUGAAGACUGAAGUCCUAAAUUCAAUUUUAAAAAAGUUAUAAAAUUUAUAUAAAGUUAGAAAUCCACAAGGUUAAAGCUGUAAGUUUACUAUAUAAAUACAGUAAGUAAGCAAAAUUAAGGUUAUAAACAAACAAGAAUAAAAUGGUUAAUUCUAAAGUUUGAAAUGAAAAAAUUGACUUGAAACAAAAUGUUUAAAAAUUACCAGUUUAAAGUCUCCAAAGAAAAUAUUGUUGUGGAGUUUAACUUCCUUCUUUUAUAAAAACAACGUUCUAUUUUUCCAAGAUUGAAGUAAUAAUUUACAAAAUUUUAAAAAAUUAAAAUGGGAAAGUCAUACAUUUACAAGAUAAUAAAUAUAACAUGAGAGGUAUUUACAAAAAAAAAACCUUAAAUCAAUGAGUCUGAAGUCUUUAUUUUACAAGAUUUAAACCACAAUUUGAAUUUAAAUUGACUUCAAUUACAAUCCGAUGGUAAAAAAAAAAUAAUAAAGGUGAUAAUCAAAUCAGGGAAGUUUCCUCCAUUUAUAAAAUAAUUCCAAAAGGAAUUUUUUGAGGUAACCACAAAAUUCCUUUUAUAUAGAUGGUUUAUAUUAAAAAUCAAUGGCUCUCAUUGUCACUGAUAAGCUCAAAAUAUGUGUAUCUUUUUCAUCAUUUAUACUUACUAACAUGGAAAACAUUAUUGUCUUAGGAUCGAUAUUUUGGUUUUAUUUACAGCAGUGGUUCUCAACCUUUUUUCCACUGGGCCCCCCACCCCUUCUCAUAUCUAAGAAGAGCUGCCCCAGGACCUACACAAAAGAAGGGACAUAUUUCUGUCAAAGAUACACAUCAAUUUGAAUUGUUUUUAUUGUUUAAAGCCAACCAGAAUAGCCUAAAACAGAAGUGAUCUCACUAAAAGACCUUUAUAUGAACAUUUCACAAGUGUUUCAUCAUGAUUUUAGAUAGUAUGAAUGUAAUUUUAACAACCUUAGAACAGACAACCCUCUCAACCAUGAAAAGGAGGGUUCCCAGGUUGGGAGCCACUGAUUUAAACCAAGGACAUUAGAGAUACUGAAGUAUGAUUUAACUUUUGAUAUUAGUAUAUCUAGACAACUUUACUUUCAUAGAUUUAUGACAUUAAUCUGAUGAAAUUACAACUUUAAUCUCAGAAUUUUAAAGUAUAUUUAACAAAUUAGUCUCUGGUGUGUCUCUUGUUGGAAGUAAAAGUCCUAUUAGCGCCCUCUACAAGUCUGGAGCACUUCUGUUGUGACUGGAAAUUAACCGUGAAUGUUGCAUUUAUUUGCUACUUUUGUGCAUAUUUCUCCACAUUUUCUUAUUUAUUACAGCCUGUUUCAGAUGUUAAUCAGCUGCUUUUUUAACUACAGCAUCUUUUUUUUAAAUUGUAGCACAUUUCUGUUGGUGUUUCUGUUUUGGACUUUUGAAUGUGACUCUAAAAGAAGCAGCCCAUUUCUCUUCACUGCCGCUUCAGCGUGUUUGUCCUUGUAGGCCACCGUACAGUUAUCUUCUGACGACCACCAUCUCAUCUCCUGAAAUCCCUCAAUCUAGAGUGUGUGUAUUUAAAAAAAAGCAAAAAUGUGUAAAUUUCUAAAAAAAAAAAUAUCUGCAGGCCAUCUUGGUAGAACUAUAUGAAACCUAUAUAUAUGUAUACAUACAUAAAUCCACCAAAAAGAGUAGAGGUGGCCGCGGGUCACUGACAGUUUUCUCUGUUGUAGAUCUGAGUAGAUGUAGAAGAAUCUUUAAAAGCAUCACCGUGGCGUGGAGCUUCACCGGCCGUGUUUAAACAGGCACGGCUCACUAACCCACCUCCACCCCCCCUUUGAAACACUGCUCCCACCUUUCUCAUCGUCCAACAUUUGGGUAACUGUUUCUUUUACGCUUUCUUUUCUUAAUUGAUUAAUUUAUUUUCUCAUUGAUAGAUUUUAUUCUUUGAUUAAGUCUUCAUAGAGGCUAAGAUGUUUUUUCGGUAAUUUGUGCAGAGACUUGUGUUCAUGUUUUCUAUGUUGCUGUAAUUUUGUGCUACUGAAUCAUCAUAGAGUCAACUAAUUACUGAAAUGAAAAGAGAGAGAAAUUUUCCUGUAACUGCACUCUUCCUCCCCCUGCCCCCCCCCCCCCAAAUCCUCAAGAUUUCUUGUAUGGCAACCAAAAUUCACUGUAAGA
This is a messenger RNA of Cheilinus undulatus (humphead wrasse), 15008 nucleotides long. RefSeq names its product SH3 and multiple ankyrin repeat domains protein 2-like. Bases 1 to 5559 code for a protein of 1852 amino acids. The record is from RefSeq and is a predicted model, not a curated record. Gene Ontology annotation, cellular component: postsynaptic membrane; dendritic spine; postsynaptic density. NCBI's taxonomy places the organism in Eukaryota, Metazoa, Chordata, Actinopteri, Labriformes, Labridae. The transcript is spliced from 25 exons. Gene Ontology annotation, molecular function: synaptic receptor adaptor activity; ionotropic glutamate receptor binding.